This is a messenger RNA of Coregonus sp. 'balchen', 6255 nucleotides long. Lineage: Eukaryota; Metazoa; Chordata; Actinopteri; Salmoniformes; Salmonidae. The record is from the annotation of a GenBank genome assembly.
GUCGGCGGGCAAUCUAUGGGGCUGAAACAUCAGUGAUGGAUGCGCAUGUAGGCGGAAGGGUUCCUACAAACAGCGCAGAGUGAGUGGUUUGGUAGCGGCUGCAGCAGGAGGAAGGACGGUGGUUCUACCCCUAGUAUCUUUCAGUUUAGCCAGAAAAUUAUAUCGGUGGGCCCAUUUUGAUAACAAUUGAUGAUUUGAGUAUUAGACCAAGGUAUUAUUAGAGAUAUAUUUUGAAGAAUUUCCCUCCGGACAGAGACGGGAACCGCCAUUUUAAUCGAGUAUAACACGUUUUCGGUGACGGCAGCGCUAGCACAACACAAUGGCUCUGAAAAGAAUUCACAAGGUAAGAAGGAAGUCAACGACAAGGCCCAAUGUUUCGCAGUUACAAUAAAUAAACGAUAUAUUUGAAUGUUGUCUUGUAGAUGUCACCUGAAUGAUGUCGGUAUUACAUGUUGUGGGUUUAAAAGCUUGUUAUCCACGGAGGUACGGCUAAUGCUGGGCUGACGGCGUGAACCAAUGCGCCUCGUUCGGCGUUCGAUCAACAUUUUGGGCCUCCACCUUUUACUACCAGCCUGCCAACUAACGUUAGCUAACUAACUUGGCUAGUCAUUUUGUUAUCUUUAUCCAGAGGAGAUCAGUUUAUUUUACAUCUUUAAUAUCGUAUAAUCCAAAACAACUGGUUUACAUAAUAGUCGUUAGCUAGCAAACGGCUUCUUUAGUUUGCUAGCUAGCUAACUAGUACCAUGGCUAAUGCAGUCGGCUACUAGUUAGCUUGCUAGUUAGUAACUAGCCAGCUAAAUAUAUGUAUUUACACAUUUACACAAAUUCACUAAUCACUUAGCUAGCUACCUAAUUAGGUGCUAGCUUGUUAGGUUACGGAUGGCAUAUUUUGCCCUAACUAUCUAAAACAGUUUUCUAGCCUUCCACUCCGUUGUAAUUUGACAUAUUAGUGUCAAAUUGGGCCCCUACGAGUAACGGUAACAAACUGUCCAGAUAACAAGAUGAGUUAUACAUUUUUUCUCAUGUCAGCUAACUACAUAAUGGAGCUAGCUAGCAAACCAGUAAGUUGGAUGUUACCUAGAUGUAUCACGAGAUGGGCCUUUUUUUGGGGGACAUGUUAUUGUCUUCACUCAUAAUAGUAAUCGAGCCAGAAAGCGUGGCAGUUAGCUAACAUUUGGGCAUUGUUAACCAGCUAAAGCUACGGAUUCAUUACUUUUGGUAGUCAUGUUGACAAAAGAUAGCUAGCCGUGUAGGUCCCAGGCAAUCCCAGUAGUAGCUUCCAUGACGUUGACUUAACUCAUAUCAUGGUUAUGAUCUCAGGUUGUCACUUGGGAAAUAUUUUUUUUGUUAUGUAACUUUUAGUGAGUUCAUUUUCGAUUACCAAAGCUCAGUAGAAUGAAACUUUGUGAGAUCAGGCAGUUAAAUCUAACAAUGUUUUACAGUUUUUAGGUGAACUCCUGUUACCUGUUUUGUAUCUGUUGUAAACUCUGAUGUCACAUUACUAGUGAAGACAUGAUUUGUAGAGACAGCGAGGUGUGUUAGGGCCAGUAACCAAAGGGUCGCUGGUUCGAAUCCCUGAGCCGACUAGGCUGAAGAAUCUGUUGAUAAAGGCACUUAACCCUAAUUGCUCCUGUAAGUUGCGCUGGAGCCUCUGCUAAAUGACUGAAAUGUAACGGUAUUGAACAGUCCAAUUUGGAUUGUUCAAUAGAUUAAUAGAAUGUGAUUGACAUGAUGAGCAUUUGGCUGCCCUUUUGCAGACAAGUACAUUCAACUAGUAUUGCCAUUGCUAACCACUUAUAUUCUCCUCUCAGGAGUUGAAUGACUUGGCACGGGACCCACCAGCCCAGUGUUCUGCAGGACCAGUAGGAGAUGACAGUAAGUAGUUCCUCAUCAGGCAACCCAACAAUACAUGUCAGUUAUUGCUUUUGUUCUGACAUCCUGUUCAACAUUUUAGGCUUCCUCAGCUUUCCACAUGAUUUGUAACAAACAAGUAGGUUAGAUGCAGAUAAUCCAUAAUUUUUCUGAAAUGUGUUGAGUCUGGUUUAUCAGGAAAAUCUCUCAACCAACCAGAACCACAGAGUAUCUGGACUGCUUAUCUCAAAAUGAUUACCUUGGUGCCACAUUACGUUUGUUCUAGAAUCUACAGGCUCAGUGAAAUGCCUUCCCUUUAAAUCAGUUUCACUUUUGGUAUUGGGUCAGGUACCAGGAAGUCUGUGCUAACUUACCUAUGGUUCCAGUAAGGCAGGUGACGUAAGACGUCCGUCAUACAGGAGCAGCAUGUCGCUCUGUAACUGCCUUACCAUACCUGACCUAACCUGGACACCAUUGAUACUAGAUUAUGUUAUUAAUUGAUUGGUCGGAUUGCAAAUGUUCCCCUGUAUCUUACAAAUUACCCCCCAAAAACAUUUUUUUUACAGUGAGAUUUAUUUAGCUUAUUGUGUGGAAUGAACACCCAGUUUGUGAACAUGACCACUGCAACCCCUUCUAUCAAGCAUACACGAGAGCAUCAUUGAACAUACUUCUGAUGUUCUGAAGUCCCUCUUGUAGGCAAAUGUCUAAGAUUACAUAGUGAUUCAAAGCCAUUAACAAACUGAGUGAUUCACCUAGACUAGUGUCAAAUGCCAUCUGAUAUCUGUCAAAUUGCUGCUAAAUGUCUUCUCAUGGAAUACAGUGAUGAAACAAAUUGGCUUAUCGUACCAGUCUUGUCUCUAGAAAACUAAGUGAUUCCCCUGUUUUGUCUGCCUGCUUGAGAAUCACUAGCUCUCAACCACUCUCCGGCAACCAUCUGAUCUGGUAUAUACUGCCCUGUGCUCUCUGUGAUGUGCACAGCUAGACUAGUUGUUGUUUUGAAAGGAAAAUGUGACGAAUUUGAGCUUUGUCACCCUUGUCCACAAAUUGUUUUGGGCUUAUAACAUCCCAGAUAGGCUAGAGUAGCAACCUGGGUCUUCCCAAGAAAAUGGUUGUCUAAUGGUCCUAAAAACUCUGUUCUCUUAUUCCUUAUAGAUUUGAACAAAUGUCUGCAUUAUGCCUCAGGGUGGUAUUGGUGCCUUUGUUUAAAAUGUUCUGAAGUUCUAGUUAGUUCUCUUUUAGUUGAGAGCUUUGCAUUCAGUCUUAUCUUUAGAUGGCAUUCGGCCACUCCCCUGAGUUUUUAGGAUGGAUUACGUCAGCAAUAUAACAUUUGCUUGAAUUCAAAUAUCCAUUUGCUUAACUACUGCACUGACAUCAUGAUAUUACAUCAAUCCAUUUUUAUACUGCUGGAAUGGUAUUCUAAAUCUUAUAGAAUGAAUAUCCAGCCCCAUUCUGGACUUUGCCUCAGCCUGACUUCAUAGCAUUCAUACUCACACUCUCGCUACAUCUGACUGACUACAUCUGACUGACUACACCUGACGGUUUCACUUCUCUGUUUUUCAGUGUUUCACUGGCAAGCCACGAUAAUGGGACCUGUAAGUACUGUGACGACAAUCCCUCUACCAUAAAUAUUAGCUUAUAUUAUUUUCUAUAGGACAGUGUUUCUCACUGUGAUUAAAUGAUACUAAAGACCGGUGAAGCUCUGCUAAGGUUGACUUGAUACCAAUAGUGCUGAAUCUUCUACUCUCUCUAACAGAACGACAGUCCUUAUCAGGGUGGGGUAUUCUUCCUGACCAUUCACUUUCCCACAGACUACCCCUUCAAACCGCCAAAGGUGAGCCAGAAAUGUGUGUGUGACACUGAAGUGACAUCCACUUAUCAUAGUUACUCAUACACACCUGCACACACAUGCAUUUGUUUCUGCAUGUUUUCUCUGUGAUGGCCGUGACAUGUUUUCUCUGUGAUGGCCGUGACAUGUUUUCUCUGUGAUGCUCCUUUUCUGUACCUGUCAUCUAUUUUAGUUAUUUCUUCCUCAAUUCAACCACGUCUGUUCUGUUUGUUUCUCUGUGUGUGCAGGUUGCGUUUACCACAAGAAUCUACCACCCAAAUAUCAACAGCAACGGCAGCAUCUGUCUCGACAUCCUGCGAUCACAGUGGUCUCCCGCCCUCACCAUCUCCAAAGGUACAUAGUAGAAUACACCGUACAAUAGAGUAGAGGGAAGAUGUGAAUAAAACCGUUUGUUUUUAUGUCACUGUAAGACCUUAAAAUAUGAAUAUGUCUUCUUUGCUGUUUGUUUUGUAACCUGUCUGUUGGGGUACCUGAGUGACUGACUGAACUUCCUCCUGUUUUUCUGUUGUUUUGUCACAGUAACUGCCUAACUCAUUUAUGUUCAGCUCUCCUUACCUUAGUCCUUAGCCGAACCAUAAACAUUGAACCUUGAUGUCUUCCCUUAGUUCUCCUGUCAAUCUGCUCUCUGCUGUGCGACCCAAACCCGGACGACCCCUUAGUACCGGAGAUCGCCCGCAUCUACAAGACGGACAGGGAAAAGUGAGUAACUAACUAAAGCUCUUGCUUCAGAGGAUGGUGUACUAUAGGAGGGCAUAAAACCUCUUGAGUCCAUGUGGUUAAACAUAGGAUUAUUUUGUUAGAUCCUUUGGAUAAUCCUCUGGGUAUAUGUCUGUAUGCUACAACUGUUGAAUGUGUUUGCGUAUCCACAUAUAUACUGAACAGAAAUAUAAACGCAACAAUUUUGAAGAUUUUACUGAGUUACAGUUCAUGUAAGGAAAUAAGUCAAUCAAAAUAAAUUCAUUAGGCCCUAAUCUAUGGAUUUCACACGAAUGGGUAUACAGUUAGCAUCUGUUGGUCACAGAUACCUUAAAAAAAAAAAAAAGUAGGGGCGUGGAUCAGAACCAGUCGGUGUCUGGUGUGACCACCAUUUGCCUCAUGCAGCGAGACACAUCUCCUUCGUAUAGAGUUGAUUGUGGAAUGUUGUCCCACUCCUCUUCAAUGGCUGUGCGAAGUUGCUGGAUAUUGGCGGGAACUGGAACAUGCUGUCGUACACGUCGAUCCAGAGCAUCCCAAACAUGCUCAAUGGGUGACAUGUCUGGUGUGUGUAUGCAGGCCAUGGAAGAACUGGGAAAUGUUCAGCUUCCAGGAAUUGUUUACAGAUCCUUGCGACAUGGGGUUGUGCAUUAUCAUGCUGAAACAUGAGGUGAUGGCAGCGGAUGAAUGGCACGACAAUGGGCCUCAGGAUCUCGUCACGGUAUCUCUGUGCAUUCGAAUUGCCAUCGAUAAAAUGCAAUUGUUUUCGUUGUCCGUAGCUUAUGCCUGCCCAUACCAUAACCCUACCGCCACCAUAGGGCACUCUAUUAACGUCGCCAUACACAUGGUCUGCGGUUGUGAGGUCGGUUGAAUGUCCUGCCAGAUUCUCUAAAACGAUGUUGAAGGUGACUUAUGGUAGAGAAAUGAACAUUCCAUUCUCUGGCAACAGCUCUGGUGGACAUUCCUGCAGUCAGCAUGCCAAUUGCACGCUCCCUCAAAACUUGAGACAUCUGUGGAAUUGUGUUGUGACACAACUGCACAUUUUAGUGGCCUUUUAUUGUCCCCAGCACAAGGUGCACCUGUAAUGAUCAUGCUGUUUAAUCAGCUUCUUGAUAUGCCACACGUGUCAGCUGGAUGGAUUAUCUUGGCAAAGGAGAUAUGCUCACUAACAAGGACGUAAACUAAUUUGUGCACAAUUUGAGAGAAUAAAGUUUUUUUUGCGUAUGGAACAUUUCUGGGAUCUUUUAUUUCAGCUCAUGAAACAUGGGACCAACACUUUACAUGUUGCGUUUUAUAUUUUUGUUCAAGGUAUUAAUCUGGACACUUACUGUAUUCAUGAACAAGAAACUAACUCUCUUUUUCUCUUUGCUUCCAGGUACAACAGAAUAGCUCGGGAAUGGACACAAAAGUAUGCAAUGUAGUGUUGGAGUAGAAUCAUGGCAAAACCACCUCUACAGCCAAGGUUAGGGGAGCUUUGAAAGUAAAGAGAGAAAAGUUACAACGGAUCUUGUUGGUUUCCAUUGGAGUGCUUUCUUUGAGCCAUGCCUCCCCUUAACCAGAGCACCUGUAAACUCCCUCUUUCCUGUCCUUACCCCUUUACGACCAAUCCUCCGCCUCUCCACCCCACUUAACCUGGCAGCCAUGGUGUACAUAUUCUCAAACUGCAAUCGUACCCCCCCCCCCCCCCCCCCCCCCUUGCGCUCCUCUCACCCCCACCCCGCACUCCCCUCCUUAUUCCUGAUCAUAUUUCUGAUGCAGGCUGGGCUACUCCUCUAAACCCCUGAUGUUCCCCAUAGGGCCCUGCCUGCACCCUCACUCCAAAUGUUCUUGACUCUAAAAGCAUUCCUUAUCUGUAUGACUAGGGG